GUUAGUUUUUUUUGUAUCGACAACAGCAACACGCGAUUUGUAAUUUGUGCAUUACAAUUUUGCAAAAUUUACAAAGUGUGCACAUUAUUGUCAAAGAGAACACAUUGCACGAGAAUUGCUAACAGCCAGACAUGCAUCCCGAUCUCACUGAGCGCAUACUGCAACAACUGGAGCAGGUGGACAAAGUCGAUACACUCGAUCUUGCCACGCAAUUCAAUGUGGACCAUCAAAAGGUUGUCGGCGCCCUCAAGAGCAUACAGGCGCAUGGUGAGCUUGUCAAAGCGGAGACGGCCACACACAAGACCCUCGCUCUCACAGACGAGGGACAAUCGGUGGUGCAGCAUGGCAGCCACGAAGCAAUCGUUUAUGCCUCGGUGCCCGCCGAGGGAAUCGCUCAGGCCGCUCUAAUGGCUGCUGGCGGUGCCAAUGCCAAGGUCGGUUUCAGCAAGGCCAUGUCACAAGGUUGGCUGCUGCUCGACAAAACGGUGAAUCCGCCACUCAUUCGCCGCAAAGUCGAUCAGAUCGUCGACAGCGUUAAGGAGCAACUCGUAUUGGUGGCCAGCGGUAAGUUGCAGCUGCCCGCCAAGGAUGUAGCCGACUACAAGAAGCGUAAGCUACUACAAGAGACCACCACGAAGAGUUUUGUAUUGACCAAAGGUCCCGAAUUCGCCACCACGCUGACCAAACUGGAAACCGAUUUGACCAUGGAGAUGCUAAGCAGCGGCCUCUGGGAACAGCUCAAAUUCAAGUCGUACAACUUUGAUGCAUUGGGUGCGACACCAACGCGUGGCCACUUGCAUCCACUGCUCAAGGUGCGCACGGAAUUCCGACAGAUCUUUCUGGAAAUGGGCUUCUCGGAGAUGCCCACCAACAACUAUGUGGAAUCAUCGUUCUGGAACUUUGAUGCACUCUAUCAACCCCAACAGCAUCCGGCUCGCGAUGCUCACGACACAUUCUUCAUCAAUCGGCCAGCGCAAAGCUUCAAGUUUCCACAGGACUAUUUGCAGCGCGUGAAGAGCGUUCAUUCCACCGGCGGCUACGGUUCGCUGGGCUAUGGCUACGACUGGAAGCUGUCGGAGGCGCAGAAGAAUCUGUUACGCACGCACACAACAGCCGUGAGUGCGCGCAUGCUGUUCAAGCUGGCCAAUCAGGAGGGCGGCUUCAAGCCAGCGAAAUACUUUAGCAUCGAUAAGGUGUUCCGUAACGAGACGUUGGAUGCCACCCAUUUGGCCGAGUUCCAUCAGGUGGAGGGUGUCAUCGCGGAUGUGGGCCUGACGUUGGGCGAUCUGAUUGGCACACUGUACGAAUUCUUCCGUAAAUUGGGUAUCACACAGCUGGAAUUUAAGCCAGCUUACAAUCCGUAUACAGAGCCCAGCAUGGAGAUCUUUUGCUAUCACCCUGGCUUAGCCAAAUGGAUUGAGGUGGGUAAUUCGGGCGUCUUCAGGCCGGAAAUGUUGCUGCCCAUGGGUCUGCCAGAGAAUGUGAAUGUGAUUGCUUGGGGAUUGUCUCUGGAGCGUCCGACAAUGAUCAAAUAUGGCAUUAACAAUAUACGUGACUUGGUUGGUCCCAAGGUCGAUUUGAAGAUGGUGGAGGAAGGACCCAUUUGCCGUCUGGACCAUGUUUAGUUUUCUCAAUCUUUUUCUUUUCCUACACCUUUGCAUUUGCUAUUUAAAUCAAUUGAAAUGCUAUUUAAAAUGCCUGAUUCGAAAUUAGGCGCCUAGCGCGCGACUUACAAUAAAUGCUAUAACUGUGUUGCAGUGCUAGAAAAGC
Molecule: messenger RNA, 1770 nt
Organism: Drosophila albomicans
Lineage: Eukaryota; Metazoa; Arthropoda; Insecta; Diptera; Drosophilidae
Gene: alpha-PheRS
Product: phenylalanine--tRNA ligase alpha subunit
Exons: 1
Coding region: 132-1625 (497 amino acids)
Biological process (GO): phenylalanyl-tRNA aminoacylation
Cellular component (GO): cytosol; cytoplasm; phenylalanine-tRNA ligase complex
Molecular function (GO): phenylalanine-tRNA ligase activity; ATP binding; tRNA binding
Source: RefSeq, a predicted model, not a curated record